AUUUUAAUCAAUAUAAGGCCAGCACAAGAGAAUCCAUUCUCUUCACCAUCUCACUUAUCUUACAAGCUCAGUAAUGGCUCCUCGUAGCCCCAGGUUAGUAGUGCCGAUCGAUCCCAAUAAGAAGCCAUGGCAGCAGAGGCACCCUCUACACAACCGCUGGCAUCCUCGCAUACCCCCAGUUGCAGAUGUAACAGAGUUAGAGGUAUUUCGGCUCGAGAUGAUGGACUGGACGGGCGGAGCUGUCGCCGAUAAUGAUUCAGCCAUGGACAUCAAAUCUUUGGAUUUCACCAUUACGCAUUAUCUUAGCGGGCCGAUAAGAGUUUCAGACGAGGGAGGAAUACCAGCAAAGCCGGGCGAUCUUCUUGCGAUCGAAAUCUGUGACUUAGGUCCUCUUCCUGGACAUGAUUGGGGUUACACAGCAACAUUUGACAGAGAAAAUGGAGGCGGAUUUUUGACGGACCACUUCCCCAAUGCAACAAAAGCUAUCUGGUACUUUGAAGGAAUAUAUGCAUACUCCCCACAGAUACCAGGUGUGCGCUUUCCUGGUCUAAUUCACCCAGGAAUUGUGGGGACUGCGCCAUCCCUUGAACUUCUGAAUAUUUGGAAUGAAAGGGAGAAGAAGUUGGCUGAAAAUGGUCCCAAUUCUCUUAAGAUAUGCGAAGUUGUGCACCAGAGACCGCUAGCAAACCUACCAACAGCCAGAAAUUGCCUCCUUGGAAAGAUUAACGAAGGAACAGCUGAAUGGGAAAGAAUUGCAAAUGAGGCUGCAAGAACAAUCCCAGGAAGGGAAAAUGGAGGAAAUUGUGACAUCAAGAAUCUAAGUAGAGGUUCAAAAAUAUAUCUUCCAGUUUUUGUGGAAGGCGCAAACCUCAGUUCAGGUGACAUGCACUUCUCUCAAGGUGAUGGUGAAGUUUCAUUUUGUGGAGCAAUAGAGAUGGGUGGUUUCCUAGAGCUCAAGUGCGAGAUCAUAAGGGGCGGGAUGAAGGAAUACCUAUCCCCAAUGGGGCCAACCGCGCUGCACGUGAAUCCGAUCUUCGAGAUCGGCCCAGUGGAGCCUCGAUUCUCCGAAUGGUUGGUGUUCGAGGGCAUCAGCGUGGACGAGAGCGGACGGCAGCAUUUCAUGGACGCCACAGUGGCCUACAAGCGCGCCGUGCUGAACGCCAUUGAUUACAUCUCCAAGUUCGGCUAUUCGAAGGAGCAGGCUUAUCUCCUCCUCUCUUGCUGUCCCUGUGAGGGCCGUAUCUCCGGCAUCGUUCACAUUCCCAAUGCCGUCGCCACCAUUGCUAUCCCUGUCUCCAUUUUCGACCAGGAUAUACGGCCAAAAGAUAGGAAGUUGGUGGGGCCCAGAAUUCUGAAGAAGCUGCCAGAUGUCAUCCGAUGUUGGUAUGAUGGGAACUCGGAAUUCAGUGAUCAUAUAACCAUAUAAGGCUGCCUGCCGAGCUCCUCAACAGAGCGCAGUGAUGGCUCCUCUAAGCCCA
This is a messenger RNA of Phalaenopsis equestris, 1478 nucleotides long. RefSeq names its product formamidase-like. NCBI's taxonomy places the organism in Eukaryota, Viridiplantae, Streptophyta, Magnoliopsida, Asparagales, Orchidaceae. Gene Ontology annotation, molecular function: hydrolase activity, acting on carbon-nitrogen (but not peptide) bonds, in linear amides. The coding region runs from base 74 to 1426 and encodes 450 amino acids. The record is from RefSeq and is a predicted model, not a curated record. The transcript has 7 exons.